Cladocopium goreaui is the source of this 2707-nucleotide messenger RNA. The record is from the annotation of a GenBank genome assembly. NCBI's taxonomy places the organism in Eukaryota, Dinophyceae, Suessiales, Symbiodiniaceae.
AUGGGAGAAAGGCCGGGAAAAGGUCAGUCCAAAGGUUCCAAGGGCGGUAAGUCCAAGGGCGACGAGGCGUCCAGACAACCCAGACAACGCUUGGAUGGCAACAGGAACCUGACGCGAAGCGGCCAAGGAAUGAGGUCUGGCAGAGAGAUUUCAUACUGCCCCCUUCAUCAGAUUGCGGAUGUUCCUGAUCUGGAUGAAGUGCAGAAGUGGGCCGCCUUUUUUGCCAGCAAUGAAGGUGGCGGCAUGUCUUACCUCAAUGCAAGGGACAAGGCCGUCGAGAUUCUCGAGGAUGAGACCUUUUUUGAUUUGGAUGAAGUGAAGAAGUGGGCCGCCUUUUUUGUCGGCAAGGAAGGUGACGGCAUGUCUUACCUCAAUGCAACGGACAAGGCCUUGGAGAUUCUCGCAGACAAGCCUCCCUUUGGUCUGGAUGAAGUGAAGAAGUGGACUGCCUUUUUUGUCAGCAUGGAAGGUGGCGGCAUGUCUUUCCUCAAUGCAACGGACAAGGCCUUCGAGAUUCUCGAGGAUGAGACCUUUUUUGAUUUGGAUGAAGUGAAGAAGUGGGCCGCCUUUUUUGUCGGCAAGGAAGGUGACGGCAUGUCUUACCUCAAUGCAACGGACAAGGCCUUGGAGAUUCUCGCAGACAAGCCUCCCUUUGGUCUGGAUGAAGUGAAGAAGUGGACUGCCUUUUUUGUCAGCAUGGAAGGUGGCGGCAUGACUUACCACAGUGCAGUGAUGAAAGCCUUCAAGAUUCUCCACAGAAACCCUCAAUAUUAUUUGGAUGAUUUGAAGAAGUGGGCCGCCUUUUUUGCCCACAAUGAAGGUGGCGGCAUGUCUUUCCUCAAUGCAACGGACAAGGCCUUCGAGAUUCUCGAGGAUGAGACCUUUUUUGAUUUGGAUGAAGUGAAGAAGUGGGCCGCCUUUUUUGUCGGCAAGGAAGGUGACGGCAUGUCUUACCUCAAUGCAACGGACAAGGCCUUGGAGAUUCUCGCAGACAAGCCUCCCUUUGGUCUGGAUGAAGUGCAGAAGUGGGCCGCCUUUUUUGUCGGCAAGGAAGGUGACGGCAUGUCUUACCUCAAUGUAACGGACAAGGCCUUGGAGAUUCUCGCAGACAAGCCUCCCUUUGGUCUGGAUGAAGUGAAGAAGUGGACUGCCUUUUUUGUCAGCAUGGAAGGUGGCGGCAUGACUUACCACAGUGCAGUGAUGAAAGCCUUCAAGAUUCUCCACAGAAACCCUCAAUAUUAUUUGGAUGAUUUGAAGAAGUGGGCCGCCUUUUUUGCCCACAAUGAAGGUGGCGGCAUGUCUUUCCUCAAUGCAACGGACAAGGCCUUCGAGAUUCUCGAGGAUGAGACCUUUUUUGAUUUGGAUGAAGUGAAGAAGUGGGCCGCCUUUUUUGUCGGCAAGGAAGGUGACGGCAUGUCUUACCUCAAUGUAACGGACAAGGCCUUGGAGAUUCUCGCAGACAAGCCUCCCUUUGGUCUGGAUGAAGUGAAGAAGUGGACUGCCUUUUUUGUCGGCAAGGAAGGUGACGGCAUGUCUUACCUCAAUGCAACGGACAAGGCCUUGGAGAUUCUCGCAGACAAGCCUCCCUUUGGUCCGGAUGAAGUGAAGAAGUGGACUGCCUUUUUUGUCAGCAUGGAAGGUGGCGGCAUGACUUACCACAGUGCAGUGAUGAAAGCCUUCAAGAUUCUCCACAGAAACCCUCAAUAUUAUUUGGAUGAUUUGAAGAAGUGGGCCGCCUUUUUUGCCAGCAAUGAAGGUGGCGGCAUGUCUUUCCUCAAUGCAACGGACAAGGCCUUCGAGAUUCUCGAGGAUGAGACCUUUUUUGAUUUGGAUGAAGUGAAGAAGUGGGCCGCCUUUUUUGUCGGCAAGGAAGGUGACGGCAUGUCUUACCUCAAUGCAACGGACAAGGCCUUGGAGAUUCUCGCAGACAAGCCUCCCUUUGGUCGGAUGAAGUGAAGAAGUGGACUGCCUUUUUUGUCAGCAUGGAAGGUGGCGGCAUGACUUACCACAGUGCAGUGAUGAAAGCCUUCAAGAUUCUCCACAGAAACCCUCAAUAUUAUUUGGAUGAUUUGAAGAAGUGGGCCGCCUUUUUUGCCAGCAAUGAAGGUGGCGGCAUGUCUUUCCUCAAUGCAACGGACAAGGCCUUGGAGAUUCUCGCAGACAAGCCUCCCUUUGGUCUGGAUGAAGUGAAGAAGUGGACUGCCUUUUUUGUCAGCAUGGAAGGUGGCGGCAUGACUUACCACAGUGCAGUGAUGAAAGCCUUCAAGAUUCUCCACAGAAACCCUCAAUAUUAUUUGGAUGAUUUGAAGAAGUGGGCCGCCUUUUUUGCCAGCAAUGAAAGUGGCGGCAUGUCUUACCUCAAUGCAACGGACAAGGCCUUCGAGAUUCUCGAGGAUGAGACCUUUUUUGAUUUGGAUGAAGUGAAGAAGUGGACUGCCUUUUUUGUCGGCAAGGAAGGUGGUGGCAUGACUCACCUCAAUGCAACAAACAAAGCCUUCGAGACUCUUCGAGAUUCUUGAAAAAAACCCUCCGUGUGAAGGGAGGUCAGCCUUCCUGUGAAUGUCUCCAUGCCGGCGCCGUCUUCAAAGCGCCCUUCUGACCGCCACGAUGCAGUUGUGCGCGCUGUCAAAAUCAGUAGCUGUCGAUGUUUGCACAGUUUGGUUUGUUGGAUGCUUUCACAUCAUUUUAUCAUUGAAAUUGAACUUGC